Messenger RNA from Saprolegnia diclina VS20, 342 nucleotides. RefSeq lists its product as hypothetical. The transcript has a single exon. NCBI's taxonomy places the organism in Eukaryota, Oomycota, Saprolegniomycetes, Saprolegniales, Saprolegniaceae. The coding region runs from base 1 to 342 and encodes 113 amino acids. The record is from RefSeq and is a predicted model, not a curated record.
AUGGCAAUCACCAACGCCAAGAUGGCGACGUACGACUUUCUCGCCGAGCUCCGCGGCAGCUCGUUCUACCCGGCGAACUCGAUCGAGAAGGGCCGUACCUUGCUGCGCGCGCUCUGCGCUGCCAUCGAAGACGCCAAGCCGCUCACGCUCGACGGGCUCGAGCAGCUCACGCAUGCGACGACCGCGGCCUUCAACGCGCUCGAAGAGGAGCUCAACGAGCAAGGCUCGAUCAUCGACACGGUUGCGCGCGAAUGCAUCGCCAACGACAUUGGGUGCAUUGCGGAAGCGUACGGCUAUCUGCAGUUCGAUAUCGAGUCGCUCAUUGCCAACCGCGAGUGGUAG